AAUUAAAAUGAAAUGUUACUAAGUACGAAAAUUGCGUAGCAAUGUUCAAUGCUAUGAGAGCUGCAAGUCCUACUUUCUCACUUCCGCCGCGCAGAGGUAAAUGUUAGUUGCAAAAUCCCUACUGAAAUCAAGUUUGUUUCAAUUUAGUCAGCGACAUGAUUUCUUAAGCGAACCAAAUAUUAAGUUAGUUAUCAAGAGAAAUAUGAAGAUUACAAUAAGAAAUUUAUUUUGUCCAAGUGUAACCCAUCAAAUAUCGGAUUUAGAGGACCCAAAGACAACGUCAGUGCCUGAAAAUCCCCUCGAAAUAAAAGCGCACAAAGGAAGAUGGAUCAUUUUAACGAUUUUUAUAUCAUACGCCGCCGUAAAUUCGUACCAAUGGGUGGAAUAUUCAAUCAUCAACAAUAUAGUGACCAGAUAUUACAACGUAAGUGCUGUGACAGUUGACUGGACUUCAAUUAUUUACAUGGCUUUGUACGCACCUUUAGUAAUUCCAGCCUCUUACAUUUUGGACAAAAAGGGUUUACGUGCUGCUGGUUUAAUCGGUGGAUUAGGUACUGCCAUUGGUACUGGAAUUAAAGUAUUUUCCACGAGCCGAGAUUCGUUUUGGGUGGUACUGGUAGGACAAGGAAUUUGUUCUGCUUCUCAACUCCUGAUUUUAUGUUUACCACCAAGGAUAGCAGCUGUGUGGUUCAAGCACAAUGAAGUAUCAACUGCCUGUUCUUUGGGUGUGUUUGGAACACAGAUCGGGUGUGCUUUUGGAUUUCUGUUGUCACCUAUUAUUGUAAAAAAUCAUGACAACAUUGAAGACGUUGGGUACGAUUUUAAAGUACUUUGUUGGUCGCUCACUAUUUCUAUGAUAAUUCCAGCUCUUGCCGUUAUAUUCUAUUUUCCUCAACAACCACUUCAUCCACCAAGCAUCAACCAAGUUGAAGAGAGAAGUCGAACGGACAAAUUUUCAACAAAGGCUUUUUUUGAAUCCAUGUUGGUUUUAGCCAAGAAUGUACCUUUUCUUAUUCACGUUAUGGCUUAUGGUAUCAAUAUUGGUGUCUUUUCAGCCAUAGGAACUCUAUUGAAUCAGUUGAUACUUCUAUAUUUUAAACAUCUGCCUGAUGCAGAAGAAUUUGCUGGUAGGACAGGAUUAGUCAUGAUAGUUAUUGGGAUGGUGGGUUCUAUUGUCUUUGGAAUAUUUUUGGAUAAAACACACAAAUAUAAGGAAACAACACUCUUCACAUAUUUUAUGUCUUCAGCAAGCGUUGUUGCACUUAUGUUUACUUUAGAAAUGCAGUCAAAAGUUUUGGUGUACAUUGCUGUCGGUAGUGUAGGACUAUUUACGAAUGCUUAUAUGCCAGUAGGUUUUGAAAUGGCCAUGGAAUUAACUUAUCCUUCAUCCGAAGGUACUACAACGGGGUUACUUAUGGCCCCAUCUCAGAUUUUAGGUGUUAUUUUUGCUUUAAUGGUAGGAAAACUUAAUUCCGUGGUAGGUCCUUUCUGGUCACUCGGAAGUCAAGCGAUUUUGUUAGCAGUUGGUACACUAGUGACCUGUUUUGUGCCAAAUAAAUUAAGAAGACAAGAAGCGUUUAAACGUCGUUUAACUGAUGUCUUACCAACGGAAACAAUAAAAUAAUAAGAACAUAUUGUUUUAAAUAUUAAUGUAACUGAUUUG
Messenger RNA from Zophobas morio, 1663 nucleotides. RefSeq lists its product as uncharacterized. NCBI's taxonomy places the organism in Eukaryota, Metazoa, Arthropoda, Insecta, Coleoptera, Tenebrionidae. Gene Ontology annotation, molecular function: heme transmembrane transporter activity; heme binding. Gene Ontology annotation, biological process: transmembrane transport; heme export. The transcript has 7 exons. The coding region runs from base 101 to 1624 and encodes 507 amino acids. The record is from RefSeq and is a predicted model, not a curated record. Gene Ontology annotation, cellular component: membrane.